AUGGAACACGAUCAAGCCCCUCAAAAACAUUUCACCGUCGCUAUCGUAGGCGGCGGCAUCGGCGGCCUCACUCUAGCCAUCGGUCUUCUUCGGCGCAAUGUCUCAGUAGCAAUCUACGAAGCAGCUUCAGCUUUCGGCGAGGUUGGGCUAGGACUCUCGAUAGGCCCCGCCGCGCAUCGCGCCAUGCCGCUCAUUGACCCCCAGAUCCGUGACAUAUACGACUCCCUCAUUACCACCCAUGCCGAUAGCGAGGGUUAUGAGCGGUUUCGCCAGACCUGGUUUGAGGUGAUAUGGGCGACGGGAGAGGAGGCGGGGCAAAAGCUUAUGACACUCAAUGCGUUGCCGUCCGGGCAGACCACAGUGCGGCGCAGUGACUUUUUGAAUGCCCUUGUUAAUCUCGUUCCGGACGGCGUGGCGCAAUUCGGGAAGAGGCUGGUGAAACUCAAGGAAGAACCGGCGGGGGUUACUCUGAGCUUUGAGGAUGGUACAUCCAUCGUUGCUGAUGUGGUGGUUGGCUGCGACGGGAUUCGCUCGAGGGUCAAAGAGUCUCUCUUUCCUGAUGAGGUUGAGCAAUUCAAUCCGCGGUACAGCGGCAUGUAUGGCUACCGCGCCGUGCUCGAUAUGGAGACCAUGGUAGAAGCAGUAGGUGACGACCGCGCGAAGGUCUCGACGUGGUACAUCGGUAAGGGUGCGUAUGCAAUCACUUAUCCCAUCAUGCGCGCUAAGAAGGUCAAUGUCGGUUUGUAUACGUUGAAUGAUACAUGGGACAACGACGCAUGGGUUCGCGAGGCUAGUAGGGAGGAUAUGGAGAGAGAUUUUGGGUAUAUGGGGGAUUAUGUUAAUAAGAUUAUGAAGUACAUGACCGACGCCUCCCAAUGGGCCAUAUUCGAGCAUCCUCAUAUUCCGACCUUUGCAAAAUCAAAAGUCGCGAUCCUCGGCGAUGCAGCGCACGCUUCCACACCACACCAGGGUGCUGGAGCCGGCCAGGCGAUCGAGGACGCACAUGUGCUCGCAGAAUUACUAGCGGACAAGCGCGUCACCACCCCGGAGCAUGUUGCUGCCGCUUUUCAGGCUUAUGAUGCCGUACGACGGGAACGUAGUCAAAAGGUCGUGACCAGCAGUAAGGAGAAUAUGAAUUUGUUGUGCCUUUGUUAUGAAGGUAUUGGCGACGACGGAGAUAAGUUGAAGGAAACAUGGCAGGAGAGGUUUCGAUGGCUUUGGGAUAUUGAUAUCCAGGGGCAGGCUGAGAAGGCCAGGGGUAUUAUGCUUGAUUUGAUGCGCCAGCAAGAGUUGAGCUGA
Messenger RNA from Talaromyces marneffei, 1299 nucleotides. RefSeq lists its product as uncharacterized. NCBI's taxonomy places the organism in Eukaryota, Fungi, Ascomycota, Eurotiomycetes, Eurotiales, Trichocomaceae. The transcript is spliced from 2 exons. The record is from RefSeq and is a predicted model, not a curated record. The coding region runs from base 1 to 1299 and encodes 432 amino acids. Gene Ontology annotation, biological process: secondary metabolite biosynthetic process. Gene Ontology annotation, molecular function: FAD binding.